Sceloporus undulatus (fence lizard) is the source of this 2307-nucleotide messenger RNA. RefSeq names its product forkhead box G1 (gene FOXG1). The transcript has a single exon. Gene Ontology annotation, molecular function: sequence-specific double-stranded DNA binding; DNA-binding transcription factor activity. The record is from RefSeq and is a predicted model, not a curated record. NCBI's taxonomy places the organism in Eukaryota, Metazoa, Chordata, Lepidosauria, Squamata, Phrynosomatidae. Gene Ontology annotation, cellular component: nucleus. The coding region runs from base 753 to 2246 and encodes 497 amino acids. Gene Ontology annotation, biological process: regulation of transcription by RNA polymerase II.
GUGUGUGUGUGCGUCUGGAGCUCCGAAAUUAAUUGUCGCCAAAGCUGCCUCGGCUGCUCUGAUCCCGGAGGCUGUUCGAGGCUGGGGAAGGUGGUGCUUUUGGGGGGAGCCUUCUCCCACCCAGCCCCCCAGCCCCCCUCUCCAGCAGCCCCCUCCUUGCCUUGGCUGGACUCGGGGGGGGGGGGGGUCCCAGGCACCAUGAAGUAGUUGCGAGGGAAAGAGAGGCAGAGGCACAGAGAGCAAAAGGCGCAGAGGUCCUUGCCUUUUUUUCCCCAUUCCUUUUCCCCCCAGCCACAUUUUUCCCUUUUCUUUGGAAACCUCCCCCCUCCAUCCUUUAUUAUUAGUAUUAUUAUUGAGAGGGGACAUUUUUUGAGUGUGUCCCCCCUUCUCCUCCCUCCCUCCCUCUCUCCUUUCCUCCCUUCCUUCCUUCUUUCCUUCCCUCCUUCCCUCCCCCUCCUGUUGCCUCUGCCUUGCUUGGCCGGCUCCUUCUUGUCUUUUCUGUCCCUCCUUCGUCAGCUCCGGUCUCCUUUUUGCUACAUGCCUCGCCAGGCUCCGGAGCUGGUGGUCCAAGCGCCCUUCUCCUCCUGCUGCUCCUCUUCUUCCUGCUGCUCCCACCGUUUCGUUGCCGUUGCUGCUCCUUCCAGGACGGAUCCAGCCCCGUCUUCCACCACCAUCACCACUAUCACCACCAGCAGCGAUUUCUCCUCCCGGCCGGGUCCCUUUCCCCCCGCUGCCUAGGAGGAGGCAAGGUGAUGUUGGACAUGGGCGAUCGGAAAGAAGUCAAGAUGCUGCCCAAGUCCUCCUUCAGCAUCAACAGCCUGGUGCCAGAAGCCGUCCAAAACGACAACAACAACAGCAACAGCAGCCACGGCCACCACCACCACCACAACAACCACCACCCGCACCACCAUCACCAUCACCACCACCACCAUCACCACCACCAACAGCAGCAGCAGCAGCAACCGCCCCAACCACCGCCACAGUCCCAGCGAGCGCCCCCGGCGGAGGAGGAGGACGAGGAAGAGAAGACCCAGCUCCUGCUCCAAGGCGUCGGGGUCGGGGUCGGAGUGGCUACCGCUGCCGGCUCUGGGGCGACCUCCACCGCCGGCCCCAUGGACGUGGCUGUCUCCAAAGGGGAGCUCUUGUCCGGCAAAGGGGAGCCGGAGCUGGAGGAGAAGGAGAAGGGGGCGUCGGAGGAGAAGAAGGGGGCGUCGGACGGGACCAAGGAAGGCGACGGUGGCGGAGGAGGUGGUGGAGGUGGAGGCAAGGAAGGCGAGAAAAAGAACGGAAAGUACGAGAAGCCACCCUUCUCCUACAACGCCCUGAUCAUGAUGGCCAUCCGCCAGAGCCCCGAGAAGCGCCUGACCCUGAACGGCAUCUACGAGUUCAUCAUGAAGAACUUCCCUUACUACCGGGAGAACAAGCAGGGCUGGCAGAACUCCAUCCGCCACAACCUCUCGCUCAACAAGUGCUUCGUCAAGGUGCCCCGCCACUACGACGACCCUGGCAAAGGUAACUACUGGAUGCUGGACCCGUCCAGCGACGACGUUUUCAUCGGGGGCACCACGGGCAAGCUCCGGCGCCGCUCCACCACCUCGCGGGCCAAGCUGGCCUUCAAGCGGGGCGCCCGCCUCACCUCCACGGGCCUGACCUUCAUGGACCGGGCGGGCUCCUUGUACUGGCCCAUGUCGCCCUUCCUCUCGCUCCACCACCCGAGGGCCAGCGGGGCCUUGAGCUACAACGGCGCGGCCUCGGCCUACCCGAGCCACCCGAUGCCCUACAGCUCGGUCCUGGCCCAGAACUCCCUGGGCAACAACCACUCCUUCUCGGCCUCCAACGGCCUGAGCGUGGAUAGACUCGUCAACGGGGAGAUCCCCUACGCCACCCACCACUUGACGGCCGCCGCCGCCUUGGCCGCCUCGGUGCCCUGCGGCCUCUCGGUGCCCUGCUCCGGCACCUACUCCCUCAACCCUUGCUCGGUCAACCUCCUGGCCGCCGGGCAGACCAGUUACUUUUUCCCCCACGUCCCGCACCCGUCCAUGGCCUCCCAGAGCAGCAGCGCCAUGGCCGGCCGGGCCGCCUCCUCCUCCACCUCGCCUCAGGCGGCGCCCUCGUCCUCCUCGGCGCUGCCCUGCGACUCCCUCAGACCAUCCUUGCCCAGCUUCGCCGCCGGACUCUCGGGGGGACUCUCUGAUUAUUUUACCCACCAGAACCAGGGCGCCUCCUCCAACCCGUUAAUACAUUAACCGCCCCCGGACCGAGGAGGUCCCGAGACUGUAAGUUUUACAACACACACACACAGACAGA